Molecule: messenger RNA, 1946 nt
Organism: Corticium candelabrum
Lineage: Eukaryota; Metazoa; Porifera; Homoscleromorpha; Homosclerophorida; Plakinidae
Exons: 10
Coding region: 825-1946 (373 amino acids)
Source: RefSeq, a predicted model, not a curated record
CAGCUGUCUGAUGGCUUUCCGAAACGCACGAAAACAAGGACCCUACAGAGAGUAUCUUCGAGAUGCAAGCAAAAUACCUUGUUUGAUGAAGCGGCGGACCCAAUGCCUUAUCGCUGACGAAUCGGAAAGUAGGCCUAGUGUUGAAGCAGAGGCUUAUAUCACAACUGUGGAAGAUGACCUAACAGCAAAUGAUGAAUGUAGGGAGGGUUUACAGUCUGAUGCUUCGAACUUUGCUGUUGACGGUGUGAUCGAUGAGGACAACAAGGAAGGCUGCCAGUCUGAUGGUUACAGCAUAUAACUUUUGAUAAUGACAUCAAUGAAGAUAGCGUAGGCAGUGAUGGAAACAGUCAAAUAUUAGAUCAAAGUACAGAGAGCUAGACUCACAUCCUAUUUCAGUGUGAUGAUAAAUAUGAGGAAGGGACUGCAUAUGACAGGCUAGACACUGGCACUGGUUCAUUUUCAUGUGAUGAACCCAGUGUUGCUGGUGACGAGGAUCUCUUGUUUCCUGGUUGUCCUCUAACAAAAAGGAGCAGCUCAUUUUUAAUAAUGUUGUUUAUUUUGCAGCAUAAAUUGUCUGCUCAAGCUUGUAAAGACCUAAUGCAGCUUAUUUCGGCUCACUUUCCAUUAGGUCACCAUGCUAUGACCUCGUUGUACUGCCUGAAAUCAUAUCUUAAUAAAACCUGUGCUCCUGUGAAACCAAUGAAAGCAUUUGUAUGUCCCAGCUGCGAAGAUUUAAUUGCAAACAGUGCAGACUAAUGUAGCAGGGAGCAAUGUCAAGAAGCAACUGUAAAACCAUAUGAAUUUUUGUUUUUUUUAUGUGAAAAAUGCACUGUCUCGACUGUUUAAAGACAGUGAAUUUUGUUUCUGCUAGUUUUGAGAAAAGAAAUAAUGCUGAUAUGUCUGAUAUAACAAGCGGCAAAAGAUACAGGAAUAUGACUACCGAAUUAUUAUGGAAAUGGAUUAUCACACUGACUUUGAACACGGAUGGUGUAUCUGUUUUUAGAACUUCACGAACUGGGUCUCUUUGGCCUGUGUAUCUUACAAUUAAUGAGCUUCCUCCUGAAUGCAGAUUUUCACUCAAGUAUGCCAUUGUCUGUGCUCUUUGGCUUCAUCCAUCGAAACCGCCUAGACAAGCAUUUCUACAACUUCUAAUGAGUCAGCUGAAGGAACUGUCCACAAAUGGAGAAACUUUCAAGACAGCUGAAGGAUUGCAGCACUGCAAAGUUAUUCUGAUUUUCAUUACUUGUGAUUUACCAGCCAGAGCAAUGAUCCUUUGCAUGAAGCAGCACAAUGGACAGUAUGCCUGUCCUUAUUGUUAUAAUCCAGGCGUUACUAUUGGCAGUGAUCACCUUCAUCAAUAUUGGCCAAUUAAACACGAUGCUAUUGCCAGAACCCAUGCUAGUGUUGUUAGUGAUGUGACGGAGGCAGUAGAUCUACGACAUCCAGUCAAGGGAAUGCUGAAUGUAGUAUCUCCACUCUUAGCAUUACCGGGAUUUGACAUAGUAGAUGGAACAGCUAUUGACUGGAUGCACGUAGUUUACUUGGGUAUUACUCGAUCACUGCUUGACAGGUGGCCGACUUUUUCCGAUGAAAUCUACUCUAUUGGUGAUAAGGUAACUUUUCUCGAUAAGCGUCUCCUUUCAAUUAAAGCACCUGACCACUUUAGUCGAAUUCCACAUACGCUGAAAGAGUUUUCCACAUGGAAGGGUAGUGAAAAUAGAUCAUGGCUGUUUUUCUGGUCUCUUCCAGUGCUUAGAGGAAUUCUGCCAAGAGAGCACUAUAUCCAUUACAGCAUACUUGUUGUUGGAUGUCGUCUCCUUUGUGGAAUGAAGAUAUCUUCCAAUGAUAUUGAUAGAGCACGACAACUUUUGCUGAAGUUUUAUGAAAGGCAUGAACUGCUUUAUGCUGCUCUUACUGGUAGCACACCUGCCACGUUUUGUCAUUAG